GUGUCGCUGUUGUGUUUGUGAGGCAGAGAGUUGCGUGCGAAGAGCUCGACAUGUCAUUCAGUGGAAUCCGCCACCUGAAACGCGAGGAAGUGAAGGCGACUCAAUUGGGUAUAAAGCAUCAGCCAACAUCUGCCCCGAGCAGAGCGCAGCUGAUGAAAACAUCAGCUCGGAGCGGAGCACACAGGACCUCUGCGCUUUUAUUUGAUUUCCUUGGACUUAUCAUCAUUUGGCGUUACCGAGCCGGUGCACCCUGUGGGAGACGCGUCUCUCCCUUUUUUUCUGCACUUAGAGUGAAUGUGGCUCAGCGGCCAACAACACUAUACUGGAAUUAACUGACAUCCACACUGAUAUUGGCGCACCUGUUACCUCCGCGGAGCGCAUGACCAUGAUCCCUCCGGGAGACUGCAUGUACGCGGGCAGAAAGAGGAGGAAGCCCAUCCAAAAACAGAAGCCGUCCUCGAGCAGCGAGAAAACCAACCCGUCCAAGCGGCACCGGGACAGGCUGAACGCCGAGCUGGACCGGCUGGCCAGCCUGCUGCCGUUUCCCCCGGAUGUCAUCUCCAAGCUGGACAAGCUGUCCGUGCUGCGCCUCGCAGUUUCCUACCUCCGCGUGAAAAGUUUCUUCCAAGCAAACCAAGAGAAGCCCUCCAGGAAGCACAUCAUCAGCCCAGCAUCCUCUAACCCUGAACCCAGGAAAGAGAGUCUUCCACUGGGCAACAUCAAUGAAAGCAGCCUUCUCCUGGAAUCUCUGACAGGGUUUGCCUUGGUGGUGAGCAGUGAUGGGAUGGUCUUCUACGCCUCCUCAACCAUUGUGGAUUAUCUGGGAUUUCAUCAGACUGACGUGAUGCACCAGAAUGUGUUUGACUACAUCCACGUAGACGACCGUCAGGAGUUUAGACGCCAGCUCCACUGGGCCAUGUGUCCUCCGCAGCACCAGGGGACGUCGGCACACCAGGACACCCAGCUGGGUGCAGGGACUGGUGAGGACUUUGUGGUCAGCAGUCAGUUUAACUCUCUGGAGGCCGGGGGAAUUCCUCCUGAGCUCUCCUGCUUCCUCAACAGAUGCUUCAUUGCCAGAGUCCGAUGCCUCCUGGACAGCACCUCUGGAUUCUUGACCAUGCAGUUCCAGGGUCGACUGAAGUUUCUCCAAGGGCAGAAAAAGAAGUUGGGCUCUGGGGCCCUGAUGCCUCCCCAGCUGUCUCUGUUCUGCAUUGGUGUACCACUCCUACUGCCCUCCAUCACUGAGAUGAAAAUGAAGAACAUGUUAAUGCGGGGAAAGAACAAGGGAGGAGGAGGUGGAGGAGGUAUCUCUGCACUGGAGCAAGGAGAGCGAGGGGAACACCUCCGCAGACACUCCUUCAGUGGAGGGAUGGGCGACAUUGCGGACCCUCUGCUCCUCUCGUGUCCCACUCCUGGUGGCACCCAGCGAGGUCACCACACUCCCUGGACCCCGCUCUCCAAAGACAACGUCAAGUACCGCCCCGAUGGCUACUACAACCAGGAGGAGCCCCUCAACUACUGCAAGUCCUCCAUGGCGUCCCACAAAGGUCUCAGCCCGGGCCUGGGGGCCGGCUGGCCCCUGCGGUCCAACUCGGGCCCCAUCCGAGCGGGCCAGGGCGUUGGCUACGUCCCUUCUAACCGCAUGAACAAAGCUGGUCAGUAUGGGAAGCCAUACCGUCUUUCCCCGAGUUUCCACAGCAACAGAGGUGGCGAGGUUUUUGUGUCCAAGCUCUAUGGUAACAUCCAGAUUCCCACAGACCCAGAUGCUUACUGCGUGGACCUGGUGAAGAGCGAGAACGGCUUUGGAGAAUGCUACGACGGCCAUCUGAUGCCCGAGAUGCCCCCCAUCAAGGUGGAGCACGACUCUGACUCUGAAAAUGGCUGCGACGCCUACGGCCGACCCUGGGCCUGCCGCGACCCAGAUGCCAUAGAUCGUCGCUACGGUAACGGGAUGUACGACCAGAGCACUGGCCUGCCACUCAAAUCAGAGGCCGAUUAUUAUGAUCCACAGUUCUCGACCUGUCAGCGAGGGAAGGCAGGAAUCAGCCCGCCUUACAAUAACGGCAACUAUCACAACUAUGCAGUCAACAACGGCGGGAAUACCAACGCACGUCUGCUGAAGUGCGACAAAGACUUGGAAAGCAACAAUGACAACAACCAGUUUAGUCCUCAGAGACUCUCUCAUUCAGGGUCUCUUUGCAGCAACCAGUCCGUCAACCUCAUGGACUCGCACGUCUACCCGCAGGACCCUCACAAGGCCUACAUGCACCCAGACUACAACAAGCACGGCUCCUACGAGUUCAAAGGUCACGGCCUGAUCCACUCCAUCAAGCGGGAGCCCAUGGACUCCCCGCCGUGGUCUGAGGGCGGCCAUGACAUGAACCAGUCCAUGAUGGUCGGUCCAAGGAACGUUAUGCCAUGUGUGAUGAGCGCAGGGCACCAUAAGUCCAGUCCUUACAUUUACAUGCCGUAAGAAUGAAUGGAGGGUGACCCAUGCAUACACCCAAGACAGACACGCACACACACACACAAACGCACACACACACACUCACACAAACACAAACAAUCAGUGUGCGUUAUAGUACUUUGUAUUAUUGUUGUUUUCAUACACAUGCACCAGCAGUACAAAAGGACAGUCUUUGGUUUUGAGGAUUCCCAGGAUGUCAUGUACUUCUUCAGUUUGAUGAAGAGGUCAGAAACAAGGCUCAGGUUUCUAGUGUUAGUGUCGUGACAAUCAGAAGUAAAAAAAUAAAUAAAUAAAUCCAGUGUAUGGAUAGAUGCUUUUUGUUUUUAAAGAAUACAUUUUGUAGUUGGUUCCAAGCACUUUUGGAGUUAAUGACAAUGAGACAGAUUAUGUCUGGAAACACCAUUUUAUUUUUUUUGUUUUAUGUGUUGUGCACACCUGGCUUUUGUGGGAGGAAGAAACAUUUUUUGCUGUAAAAAUACUUUUUUAAAACUUUGUACACAGGCGAUGAUUUAACACCUGCCACUGGGCUUAUGCAAGAGACAAGGCUGAUCAUGAGAACUCACAUAGGAGUCAGUUCUAACAACGUGAAGCAUCAUCUGCCUUGAAGAUUUAAAGGAGCUUACUGGUGGUUUUGCAUGUUCUAGUGCUUUGACUAUACAUCACCUACUUUCAUCAUUACGGCCAGAAACAACUUGUUUCUAUGCAUUUUACAAAUUUUUGUUAUCAACAUGCAAAUACUUGAAACUUACUUGAAAUCCACUGCAGUACAAAUUUUGGUUAUUUACAAAAUAAUUGCAUCAGCAUAAUUCUGCUAAUUUACAAACAAAGACAGUCCCCUUAUGAGACUGCAUUUACAUUCACUAGAUCCAUUUGCUUUUUUUGGGAUCUGCACCAAACUGCACACACUCAAAAAUAUCAGUGCCCUAAACAUGGUUGAUUUUUUUCCCGGAAACAUCCAUGAAUUAUUCUCUGAGAAAUCAAGUAAAAUGAUGCAUAACGCCCUAUCUCGCAAUGUCCACCCCUCCACAAAAUAUCAUGGAAAUCAGUUGAGUAGUUUUUGCGUAAGCCUGCUAACAAUCAAACAAAUGUAGACGAAAAAAUAAACUCAUUGGCGGAGGUAACAAUACAUUUGCAUCUCGGGUCUGUUUCCACCAUCCAUGAGAUUAUUGAGUGUCUGCUGAAAAGCAUUUUUUUUUAAUGCAUGACAACCAAAUUCAUAUUGUAUAUUUAAUAACUGUUAGUGUUCUGAACCCGAUUUUCCAAGAGCAUACUUUACAGAACAUUGCUUUUAUCCGAGAAUCCUUGAAUGCACUAUUAAGUGUAGUUUUGAAACGGUUUGCAGCAGAAUCCUCGACAGUGACGUUAAGUGCAGUAUAUGCAAUUUAUAGUUAGUGGACCAAAACAUAGAAAAAUAUUGGAGUGGCCAAAGUAGUUACAACCUGAAUAAACACGUAAUGGCAGCAGGGGGGCACAGUGAGUGUCCCGCUGAAGUGCUGUAGAGCAAGGCACUGAAAUUCCCACAGGUAACCAACCGCUCUGUACUUGCUCCAUGGCUCUGAUCGCCUUGUGGAAGGUAAUUAACGACAAAACUGAUUUAAAGUCAGUCGCAUUUAACGUUAAACAUCAGUAAACUGACUUGAAACGAGAGAACAAAUUAAAUCACGCUAUAAUUGACCUUUAAAUCCAACUUGGACCCAAGAAAAUCUUCUGCACCAGUUCAUUGACUUCAUUAAAUAUCAGUUGAAGGUUUGUUUGCACAAGUGUUAGACUGAAUUGAAGGAAAAGAGUCUGUCGUUACAAGGUUCGAAUUUCUUUCAUUGCGCACAAUAUUUCAUUUCUUCAUCAUUUUUCAAACUCCGGUUGAAUGUACAAAAUAAUCUUAAUUUAUGUCAUUUUUGUGUCACAUGCUAACGUUGUACAUUGUGGAGCUGCAUCUCGUCCCUGUACAAGCUGUCUCACUGCAGAUGUGACAUGUUUUCCUUUGAGAUGAAUAUACACAGACGUCGUCUUCACAAUCAGUGUUUUUUGCACAAAUUAAAUGAAAAGCACCAAAUCGAUUCAGUGUCGAGAGUCUCGCUCCUGUGACGCUACUGUAGUGGUUUCUAAAUUGCACUACCCGUUCAGCUGAAGGUCAAGCCGACCCAGACAGGUUUUUGAGUCAACGCACACAGUAAUACAUGGUGUCACUGAUUUGAAUUUGUAUUUUUUUUUCUCUUUGUGUGUGUUCAUUUCAGUAAGUGUUUGAUGAUUCGUAUUUAUUGUAAGAGGCAGAUGUGUAUAAUUUUAAAAAGAAAACUACAGUUUUGAAGACUUUUUCUGUUUCACUAAGGUAAAUGAAUAUGGCUUUUUUUCCCUCGCCCUCUUUUUGAUAAUUGUUAAAAAAACGUCUCAUGGAGGAGGUAGCUGCAAGGUAGCGAACACAGUGUACAUAUGCAGUGUCUUCCAGUGUUUCUAUGUGUUUUUGCAAAUGGGACUUAUCUAUUAAAAUACUUUUUCUUUGUAUGGAAAAUCUGGGUGAAGUGUUUUUCUUUUGCCAUUAAUCACACGAGUGAAGUGCCCGUUUUAAACCUCCCUGUUUGGAAUGGCCUACUCUCUUGGCCUGUGGUAAUGCUCCUCAAACAAUACUGUCACUUUUUAUUGUUUGUGUGCUGGAUGUUGUGUGCAAAGCUGUUUUUUAAACAGUCUAUGGUGCAGAGUGAAGUUAAAAACCUUGUGUUCGUUAAUCUGCAGUGAAGAGUUUUUAGUAAAUGUUUUUCAUAAAAUGAAAUAGAAUUUGCUUCAUUACUGUUCACGUGUGUGGUUUAUACAUAAGUUUGAAUGAUUCACUUAACUGCUGUUAGUUUUUCAUACAUUAUAUGUUGGAGAGGUCAAUGGAAUCUUCAGACCCAAGUUCACAACUUUUCAAAAUAAAUGCUCUGCAAUUCAGCUUGAUGUGUAGCAUUAAAGCAAUGAAACAAG
Hippoglossus stenolepis (Pacific halibut) is the source of this 5425-nucleotide messenger RNA. RefSeq names its product aryl-hydrocarbon receptor repressor a (gene ahrra). The record is from RefSeq and is a predicted model, not a curated record. Gene Ontology annotation, biological process: regulation of transcription by RNA polymerase II. The coding region runs from base 380 to 2473 and encodes 697 amino acids. Gene Ontology annotation, cellular component: nucleus; aryl hydrocarbon receptor complex. Lineage: Eukaryota; Metazoa; Chordata; Actinopteri; Pleuronectiformes; Pleuronectidae. The transcript has 9 exons. Gene Ontology annotation, molecular function: nuclear receptor activity; protein dimerization activity; transcription cis-regulatory region binding.